Linnemannia hyalina is the source of this 1440-nucleotide messenger RNA. Lineage: Eukaryota; Fungi; Mortierellomycota; Mortierellomycetes; Mortierellales; Mortierellaceae. The record is from the annotation of a GenBank genome assembly.
AUGACAACUGAAGUCAAGCCAGAAGUGCUUAUUGUUGGAGCCGGUAUUGGUGGUCUCCUCCUCGGCGCCCUCCUCGAGAGGGCCAACGUCCCCUUCACCAUCUUUGAGCGUACCUCCAGCGUCAAGCCUCUCGGAUCGGCGCUCAUGAUCGGUAGUAACCUCCUCCCCUUGUUCGAGCAGUUGGGCAUUGACGAGGAGUUCAUUUCUAUCGGCAAGCCCACCAUGGAUUGCAGUAUCGCACGCCAAAAGGGAGACGGCUCCGUUUUUCAAACCAACGUCAGUUUCCAACCUCACCUCGGAUUCACGGGAUACAAGAGUUACAUCGUCUCACGCCCUAUGUUCUAUGACCUCCUCCUGAAGCAAAUUCCCCCUCACAAGAUCCACUUCAGCAAGCGAGUCCUCUCCAUCGUCGAGAAUGACGAAAAGGUUACUAUCCAGACUGCCGACAAUGGGCUCUACGAGGGUGAUAUCGUCGUCGGUGCCGAUGGAGCCUACAGUGCUGUCCGUCAGCGCAUGUACGAGACCCUGAAGCAAGAGGGCAAGUUGCCCAAGUCUGACCAGGAAGAGUUGCCCUUCCAUUGUACAUGCUUGGUCGGCCAGACCACGGUUGUGGAUCUGGAUGACUUCCCUGAGGUCAAGAACGACAUGAGCCCCUUCUAUAACACCAUGGGCGAGGAUUCACCCUACACCUGGGUUUUGUUCGCAACAAGACAAUCUACUCUGACAUGGAUGGUCCUGCACCAUUUGGACAAGGUCUCGAGCAAGGCCGCCGAAGAACAGCGUUUCCGCGAGUCGGACAACUCCGAAUGGGGUCCCCUGGCUGCCCAGGCCAUGUGCGACGAGACCCGCCAUUUCCCCUUGCCUAUUGGUAACAAGAAGAGGACGAUGGGUGAUAUCUAUGACUGGACACCCAAGACCCAGAUCUCCAAGGUUAUGUUGGAGGAGAAGGUCUUCCAGACCUGGCACUCUGGUCGCAGAGUCCUCUUGGGAGAUGCUUGUCACAAGCUCGAUCCCUCUGGUGCUCAUGGCGCUGUGACCUCGAUGCACGAUGCCAUUGCCCUCGCCAACUUGAUCUACGCCCUCCCCGCCAACACCAACAAGGCGAUCGAAAAAUCCUUUGCCGAGUACCAAAAGGAGCGUAUCCCCCACGUCAUGGAGUCUUUCAAGAACAGCCAGGACCUCGCCUUGUUCAUGGAUCGUGGAUUUGCCGGCGCCCUUGCCAUGUUUGUCAUGCAGAGGAUGCCCCAGUGGUUGUGGGCCCUUGCCUUGAAGAAGAUGAUUGUCAACAGACCUACCGCAGGUUUCUUGAAGCCCAUUGCCCCCAAGGGCACCGUCCCAGCGGCUCGCUCGCCUAGUACCGAGAAGGCUAGGGCUGUUUAUAACCAGAGACUGGCUGCCAAGGCUGCUGCUGCUACUAAGAACGAGACAUCCACUGUUUAA